Messenger RNA from Porites lobata, 9662 nucleotides. The record is from the annotation of a GenBank genome assembly. Lineage: Eukaryota; Metazoa; Cnidaria; Anthozoa; Scleractinia; Poritidae.
AUGGCCUCCUUGCCUCCUACAACUCUGCCUAAUCCACCAGUGCCUGUUCCACGACCAUCUGGGCGAACCACAAAUCCAGCCGCACCAAUUUCAAGACAAGGGCGUGGCACUCCUCGCCGGAGUUCAUCGCGCUCCAUAAAAAGAAAGAAGUUUGAUGAUGAACUUGUUGAGAGCAGUCUUAAAAAGGCCUCCAAGCAAAGAGUUGACAUUACAGGAUUAGAGAAAGAAGUUAAAAGACCAAUGGUAAAGUUUAAUGUAAGAAUAAUACUGAUUAGUAAAUAACACCAUAAAGUCACUGAUUGGCUUUUCAGUCUCAUUCACAGCAGAAAUCCUGUUAGUUUUAGACUGAGAAAACUGCUAACAUCUCGAGAUGCCACAACUGGUUUCCCUGCAAAAUGAAGUCUGAGGAACAAGUGCAUAAAUUUUAUACUGAUGACAUGUUAGUGUAGACCCAGAUCUGGGUGGUGGUUCUGAUUGGUUGAAAAUUUGCCUUAUCCAAUCGGAAGGACCACCAAGAUCUUGGUAGUGACACAUCAUCAGUAUGGAAUUUCUACGCUUGUUCCUCAGACACCAUUUUAUGGGAAAACCACUGAUGGCGUCAUGAAAUGUUGGCUGUUUUCUUAAGCUACCAGUAUAUUAGUUUUGGAUUAUAGAAACUUUCUUCUUAUUUAAUCCGUGUUGCAGUAGACACAAGUUCUGCCCCAGCAAUAAUAUAACUUUGGGAAGUUAUUAAGAGUACAGUCAAAGCUCUCGUUACAGACCUUCACGUAAGCAGACACCUCUACCGAUGGUCGUCAUGACAAAACCCUGUUUAAAGUCACUACUCAGUUCUUGAUUCUCAAAACGUUCGAGAAUUGAGUCUUGAGAAUAACUGCUAUCACCAUUGCUUUUGCUUACAUUCCGUAUUGUCCAGGCAAAACUAUGCCUGGAUCCAUAGUUUGCAGGGAACUUAUCCUGACAGCACUUCUUUGCCCACCUUCAAUCUGAAAUAUAAUACAUUCUCAUUUUUUAGCCCACAGGUAAAGGUCCAAAAAAACAGCGAAAGAGCAAGGUCAGGACCACUACAUGUAGAGGUUUAUUGCAGUAUCAUUUCCUAUUCUUUGUUCUUUUUUAUUUAUUUACUAGUUGUUACUUUCACUAAGUACCAACAAAGAAUAAGAAUUUGCCUACAUCACCGGUUUUAGUUCCAAUGUUUAUAAAACCAUUUCAGCUGCUGAGGCGAGAAUUUCCACUACAAGCACUCCUCGUUCCUACAUUUCUGCCAUGCUCUUGGCCUUAAAAUCGCUCUUAUUCUUCUGUUUAGACAUUUUUAGACACCUUAAACUUGUUGAGUUUCAAACAGUGAAAGGAAAAUAACAUGUAUAGGUUAGCAUGAACUUGAAAUAGCGAGUUUUAGUUCGUACAAGACUAGUACAGUAGUGUGGCAGAGAACAAUGUCCGAACUUUGAAAUUUUGUUUUCAACAAAGGUCAUCAAAAGUCAUGUGAAACUACACAUGAAAUCUAAGGCUACUAAAAUCCCCAGGGAAUCUACACCUUGCAUUACACUUACAUUACACUUUUCACAGCACGAUCAAGAAUUUUUCUGCCUGCUGCAAUACUUUGCGUGGCAUUAAGCUGGCCACCUCGCAAGUCGACUGUCUUCGCUCGGCUUGCUCGUUGACAAUUAUUUAUUGCUUUUAUUCUUUUGUCUUGAUGAGGCAUGAGAGGUGGAGGUCAUAGUGUAUACCCUUGGAUUACCUUAGACUCAUUUCCGUUUUCUAAUAAAAGUUCUUGGAAGUGGAGAUCCUCAGGCUUUUUUUUCAUAGUUUGUAUUUCCUGAUGGAAAAUCUAUUUAUAAACUUAAACCUUGCACUCAAAUAGUGGCCGAAGAAAAUGUUCUCAAAAAAAAUCAAAUUUCUCUUUGUUAAAUAGCACUCUAUGCAAUAGCUGUGUCAAAGAGAUUCUAUUUGAAUAGUUACACCAUAGGAUUUCAUCCACAGAUCUGAAGUUAGAGUGACAAUUAAUGAUCCCACCAUAACUUGGUCUAGGUGUAAAAAGGUUACUGUUGAUUGUUGUAGGAGAAUUUAUUUGUUAAUCAUUUCUCUAUUCAUUGUAGAAUCCUCAAGUGAAUAAAGAUUUUGGACGAUGGAGACCAGCAGAUGAUUUGGCUCUCAUCACUGCAAUCCAACAGGUAAAAGACAAUAAGAACCUCUUUUUUACAGUGCAACCGGGAAGACUGUGAACACUUGAAAUAAUUAUCUCAGGAAUGUUUAUUGUGUUAUGACCAAUCACAGCAAAGAUCAGGACACGCGAACUGGCCACAAAACCAUAAACUGGUUAACGUUCUUCCUUGUGGUUUAGUUUUCUCACACCUGAUUGGCUUUUCUCUUGCAAGACAAUAAACAUUCCAGAAAUAUUUCUGGUGUUCACAGUUUUCACGGUAUGACUGUAAGUUCCUCUAUCGGGAAGAAUGUUUCAAUGAUUGCUCAAGGUUUAUCAGUGCUCAAAAAAACUUGAUUUCCAGCUUGUCCUUUGAGCAAGCAGCUCUGACAUUUUGCACGUCAGGGGUCACCUCUUGCUCGUGUUAGUUAACAAUGCUGUUAGACGAUAACCUGCCUAGAUCCUUACUUAUUGGGAAAAGUAAGCUUUGAAAGUUACUUCCCCAGCAAGAAAAUCAACUUGUCACAGACUAGCAGGUGGGACUUGUUUUCCAGCCCUGUUUAUAUUUUUUUCUUGUAGACAAAUGACCUGACUGCUGUUUACCUUGGAGUGAAGUUCUCCUGUAGAUUCAGUCAGAAAGAAAUUCAAGAGAGAUGGUAUCAGCUUCUCUAUGAUCCCGUAGUGUCUAGGUUUGUGUCUCUUUGUUUGACAUACAUAAACCUUAUUUUUGUUUGAGUUCAAGUACAAAGAAACAAGGUUUCAGUUGUGUGUAAGUUCAAAAUAUAAAAUAAUGACAAUCAAAAGUGUUAUAGCUACUAAAAAUAACUUUACUGAAUCAGCAACUUUGGGAAGAUCUACAUGUACCUUUAAACUGAAUGUGAGAUGUUUUUUGCAAAACACAAGUCUGUGCAUUUUAGAAUUUGUUACAGUGAAACCUUUAUUAAGCAGACACCUUCGGGACCCUCCCAAGUGUCCGCCUAAUAGAGGGUGUCCUCUUUAUAGAGAUUUGUAAAAAUUGCUUAAUGUUUGUUAACGAUUAGCAUUCAACGGUUACUCUGUACUGUGAUAAAGUUCCAUAUUGUUAAGAAAGCUAUCCAAAGUUCAAGUUCAUUACCUUUCAUUACGAAUGUUGAUUAAUUUGUUUGUAAAUGCAAAAACAUUAACCGACUACAGUACAUUUCUCAAGGACGUAAUCCAAUACUACUGUUGUCAAUUCAGUCUGGUGUCCGCUUAAUAGAGGUUUUUAACAAUAGAAAUUAGCCUAAUACAAUUUAUUUUAGUGUCUGCGUCUGCUUAAUAGAGGUGUUCACUGAAUAGGGGUUCAUUACAAAGGGAAAUAUGAGAAGUUAAUUUCAGGACCUGGCUUAGUAUCUGCGCAAUAGAGGGUGUCUGCUUAAAUGGGGGUCCGCUAAAUAGAACUUUCACUGUACAGUCAAUUCCAGAGGUGGACAAUCUUGGAACCAGGGAAAGUAUCAAUUUAAAGGGUAGCCAGCAUUGCAGGCCUGUUCUUUGGGUGCGCACAAAUGUUUAUGCUUAAUGCUUGCAUUUAACUGCCUUGUUGAAUGUCGAAAAAGUCAAGGAGUUUGGAGGAGUCAAAGGAGGGAAAGAAGGGGUGUGAGGAGAGAGAGUUUUUUCUUCUCCCCUCGCCCUUGCCUUCACCCACCUUGUUUUUAGGCCCAACUCCUACAUGGACCUCAAGGGCUGGUAUUAAUUUUGUACUGUACUUUUCUCUGUCACAAAAUGAAAUAUGGCAGCCACAACAAUAUCAGCUUAAACAACCAGCUUUUGAUUGCAAAAAAAAUAUGUCUGCUCACAGCUAGCCUAUUAGGAUAUUUUUAUGCAGAAGUUGUCCAUCAUUGCAUGAUUGAUAGCAUACAAUAAAAUGCAAACCUCGUAGUAAUCAGGGGUGGGUCUAGAAAAUUCAGAAAGGGGUGGUGGGACACUUAACAGCCUACUGAGACGGAAUUCUAUAAAAAUAAUACAAAAUUUCAAAGGAGAAGGGGUGGCUGCGGCCCCCUCAGCCCACCCCUAAAUCCGCCCAUGUUAUUGUAUAAGUGCCUGUCUUUGCCUGUGUCUUAUGAGUGAAUUGAAUGUGAGUUAAUCAUACCUGUCCACAUAUCUGUAUUCUUAGGUUGGCUACAACUGCCAUUAAACAGCUUCCCCCAGACAUUAUAGCUGAGGCACAAAACAGUGCACUUUGGAGCAAGGAUGAGGAAAACAUCUUAGCCAACGUUCCUGCAGUAUGAUGACAGUUUUUUGUUGUGGACAUUUUUAAUUUUCUAAACCAAAUCAAAUUUAAUAAAGCAUGAUUUAUUUCUUUAGCUAAACUAAAGCUUCACAAGCAAAGCUUUUAAGUGUUUUUUGCGCACUUGAUUAGUAUACAUAGUAUUCUUCUUUCUUCCAGAACAGUCCAGCUUCAUUAGAAUUAUUCCAGGACUUGUUAGGUAAAAAUCCAGCAGUUUUUCACCAAUGUCGAUCAGCCAAGGCUUUAAGGAAUCACUGGCUUCUUAUGCGACAAUUCCAGCUCCUUUCUGAUCAAACAGGUAGGAUCAUUAUAAUGCAGCCUUUCCAAUCCUUUUUUGCAAGCAUUUCAAUAGCUGACGUUCAUUAUAUUAAAAUGCUUACAUGGCUCAGGGGUGUUAGGGUCAAAAUUGCAAAUUUUUCACGACUUCAUUGUCUCACAAUUUCCAGAAGAGACUUGAGCACAAAGAAAACCAAACCAAAUGUAGAAAAAUGACUAGAAAACCUCGGAGUCAUGUUAGAAUUUUAAUAUAUCGAAUGUGGGCUAUUGUGGAAAACUGAGUUUACAUGUAAUAUCAUCCCAAAUUUUUGUGUUUGGUUCCCCCACUGACUCAACGCAACAAUUUCUUUGGAAACUAAACCCUUGAGUCAGUCAGUCAGUCAGUCAAUAACCGAGACAGCAACACAGUUUCAGUCAAUCAGUCUGUCAGUCUGCCAGUCUGCCAGUCAGUUAUUAACCCAAUAACCCAGUUUCAGUCAGUCAGUCAAUUAUCAAGACAUUAACCCAGUUUCAGUCGGUCAGUCAGUCAAUAAUCAUGACAGCAACCCAGUUUCAGUCAGUCAGUCAAUAACCAAGACAGCAACCCAGUGUCUGUAGGGUGAAGAAAUUAGAAAUGCAUUUCCCCCCUUUCUUUACUGUAAGUGUUCUGUGGCUGCAAAACGUUUCUUGCAAGAAACAAGGAUACUGUAUAUCUCACAUGUGCCAUCAAUGAGACCUCAGUUGGAUUUAAGCUGGGCAGUAAGAUAUCGGCACUUAUUCCCCAUAACUAAACUUGUUUUGUCUUCCAGUUUCCACAGCAGAGCAUGCCAUGAGUUUCUCUGAUGCUGAGGAGCAGAUCAAUGAUGCAGAACUACUGUAAGUACACAUACAUGUGAAAACGGAUGUUAAUAAUUCAUUCCCUCAGUACAUACCAAAAACCUUCAUGGUGCAAAAAGGCAGUUCCUUAGCUGGUACCUACUAAGUGAAGAUUUUUAUUUUUUAACCCAAACCAUUUAUCUGCAACCUUGUCCAGACGUCAUAUCCAACCACAGUUAAGAUUUCACUGGAAAUUCACCAUUUUCAAAACGAGAAAGAAACUGGGACGAGUUAACUCUUACAAAGGCUUCUGGGACGGUUUUUAGGGAGAGGGGAAAAAUUGGCCAGUGAGCACGAUCCCAGAAACCACUGCGGGACACAUUUCGGCUCCAGUUCCCUUCUAGCCUGCGUAGCAAGCGUUUCCAAUCGAGUUAUUGCGCGAAAGUUAGAGCGGGAGCAAAAAAAAAUGGAAAGGGGAAUGGGAGAGUAAAAAAAGAAACUUCGCUCCCCUCCCCCUCCCCCGUCAUUCCUUUUUUUGCUCUCGUCCCAACUUUCUCGCCGAACUCAUGCGGAAGCGCUUGCUAUGCAGGCUAGUUCCCUUCUGGUUUCUAAAGUUGCCAACAAUUGUUUAGUCAGUCAGUGCCUGAUGACUGAUUGUUAUUUGCAGCCGUGCUGUGUUGUUGUUUUUUGGUAGUAGAUUUUAAUGGUCUGGUGUUUUUAACAUUACUGUCUGCUUGAAAAACUAGGGAAGCUAAAGAUGACAAUUUGGAGCAAGAGCUUUCUUUAGCUGACAAACGUAACAAACGAGAAAUUCGUCUCUUAGAAGGAGAAAUUCCGCUUUGGCAAGUUAUUGUGGAGAAACUCAAUGCAGCAAGUAAGUUGGAACCUCAGUGGAGAUUAGGAACGCGUGCUCCUCUUGUCGCCCGCAAUUAUUUUAUGUCAUUAGUGAGUAACACUGUGCUCAUUUUCUAACAGCAGGUACUACAACUGUGACCCCAGCCAGUGAAUUUGAUUCUCAUACCCUUGCAGUACUUAGGGGCCGGCUGGUUCGGUACCUCAUGCGCUCCAGAGAGGUUAGCUGUUUUUUCAUCAAAAUUCUCAAAAUAGAAUGAAGAUGAUUUUUUGUAGAAAAAAAAAAUGAAACUGUGAUCGAUGCAUUCAAAUAGUUAUACUACUACAUGAGAAAUUUCUGCAAUUUGAUCGGCUUAGAGCAGUGGUAUUUCAGCUUAGUUUGAAAUACCUACAGGGGAAAUUUACAAACCAUUUGCAGGUAGUAGUAUAAACAAAUAAUAGCAUGAUUUGUAUGUGAUAUUUGGCAUAAAUACCACUCGUGAUAUUUAAAAUUGUCCCAAAUUUGACUCGCCUAACGGCUCGUGAAAUUACGUAUAACAAUUCCGAAAUAUCACUCGUGCCAUUUAUGCCAAAUAUCACUACAAAUCAUGCUAUUACGUAUACAAAUACUAUAUAAGCAAUUUCAAAUUAACCCGGAAAAAGUUUAAGGGCUUCAGUGGGUUUCAAACCCAUGGCCUCUGCGUUAGCGCUCUAGUGCUUUACCCAGUUGAGCAAUGGAAGACCCAAAAAUUAGGAGCCGACCAAUUUGUUGAGUUUAAUCCGUGAAAGAAUCAAACGUGGAAUGAAGACGAUGUUGUAAACUGCGGAAAUACAAAUUUAAGUGAAAAUAUGAUCAUCGCAGUUGUAUAGUAAUAGCAAUUGAACAGUAACUGGUUUUUAAACGUGUUAAAAUGAGUUGAAAGUGUUAAUUUUCCGUUUGCAAAACAGAUUACUGUUGGAAGAUCUACAGCUGACAGCCAUGUUGAUGUAGACCUGUCCUUAGAAGGACCAGCGUGGAAAAUCUCAAGACGACAGGUAAUUAAAGCUUUCACUUUUUUGAACCAAUCCUGGAGCUCGUUGCUUGAAAGUCCCGAUAAUUGACUUCUCGGAAAGCUGUUGCUGUUUACAUUUAGCAUCGAGGUUUCAAUAGUUCUACAGAUAAUGUGAUGAAACUGUCAAUUAACAAAACAAAAAUAAAUGAACUUGUCUGUUAGGUAGGACUAGCGCUUAUAUUUUUCAGACUUUGAUUUGAAUUUUGGAUUUCGGGCCAGAAAUGUUACCGGGACUUUCGAGAAACAGGCCCCUGGUCUUGUUAAGUUUGUCGUUGAUCAAUUUAUUUUGUCCUGUGCAACAUCGGUCAUAGCAAAUAAAUUGUGCUCAGUAAUAAUUCUUGAAGAAAAUACAUAGGAAUCAAUGGUGUCGUUACAUCUUUUCUUGCCCAAAUUCACUCCAAAUCUGAAUGUAAGUGCAAUAAUGAGUAGAUUUACUUCAGACCUUUUUGAAGAUCUUCAAUAAACUCACAGUUCGUGCUUUAUCAAGUCUAAAACGCUCGGCUCUGCCCUGUGUUUUAAAACUGAUAAAACACUCCCGCUCGACUCUGCAUAGGGUUUGUGUGAGUGUGUGGUGUCUGCCUUUGAGAGCUUAGAAACCAGAAAAAGCUCGCUAAGUAUAAAUCGCACCCAUCAAGAGUGUCCGUAGCCUCCCAGGCAGGCGUUUUUAGGGGAGCUCGUUUUUCAUCCCUGGGAUGAAAAACGAGCUCCCCUAAAAACGCGUAGGAGGCUAGACUGUCCGCGGCUAUGUGCGGUAGUGGUAGGCUCGAUUACCAGUCGCUGUUCGGGAAAUGAGCCCGCGCUCCUCCUCUUGUGGCGAAAGAACGAGGAGAACGAGAGAGUGACGGGAAUCUAGCCGAACUGGAACAAUCGUCUACCACAAUGUGUAAAUGCAGAUUUUGCAUAGGAGUUCAAUCUGGGUUUUUGCAUUGCAACCUUAAGUAGAGCUCUCCGAUUACGAGAGCUUAUACUGUAUUUUGAACAUAUUAUAUUAGCUCUUCUUUUUUUGUCUUUCCUAGGCGGUUAUUAAACUGCGAAGUGAUGGUGAGUAUUACGUCAUCAACGAGGGGCGCAGACCGCUGUACAUAGAUGGUAAGCCCGUCAUCGUGGGAACCAAAGCGAGGCUCCAUCACAACUCUACUUUUGAGGUAAAGCGUUAAUUUUGUCGAAUACAUCUUCUUAACCUAUAAACAUGGAAGUUGCCUGAUCAAUAUUUUGGUUUGGGAUUAUGCGAGGAAUUUUCUGUGUGUGUGUGUGUGUGUGUGUGUGUGUGUGUGUGUUUUUUUUUUAAGAAAUGCUUUCCCCCUCCCCCGUCUCAGCCAUUUAAUAAGAAAAAGCGUUGCCCUCCCUUUGUAUCAAAGGCCCGUUUUGCCGCUUUUCGCAAGUUAAGGUUAUAGUCGUUUCCUUGGAGCGCACGAGCGCUUCACCUGGAAUGCGGUUUGGUCAAGUACUGACCCUGCACCAUGUGUUGAAUGUCAAUGUCAAAUUAAGUUAACGCCCUUGAACGCACUUUCUUUUCUCCAAAUGGUCCUCUGCCGUCAGUUACACAUAAAAAAACACUGGGUGUGAAAAUGCAUCUUUACUUCACGGCAGCGCUUGGUUCCAUACUCAUAUUUUAUCGAUUGUGGCGUGCAAUUUCAGUUCAUAACUACAUGAGGAAAAGAUCAACAUGUUUUCCGCCCUUGUUACCAGGUUAACUCUUUUCUGCGUUUGUCCCCUCCUUCAUUUUGUUCCUCGUACCAGAGGAAGAGGAGACCACUACUCGGAGCUGGUAACUGCUAUACGUAGGCUGUGUUACCCGCGGGUUCUGGAAGCGCAUUCCCGGGAUCCCGGGAUUUGACCAAAAUACAGUGCAGGAUUCGGGAAACGUUAACUGGUUUUAAUAGCUACCCGGGAAGUGGGAUUCGCCAAAAUCUGGGCAUAGGAUGCGGAAUGGGGAAAGUAAACGAUAUUCAGGAUAGAGAUGACAGACGUUCAGGAUACGGGCAUUUUCAUAGACUAGUUUAAAAACAUAACUUUCUUGGCGAUAAAGUGGAUAAUAGAACUAAAAAUGUUCUUUGCUCCUUCAUCUCAACAGAUUUGCGGUCUUCGCUUCGUGUUUCUGAUAAACCAAGACAUUCCAGGAGCGACAAAGGAAACAAAGCAAGUCACGCCCUCGCAGCACGGAAAAGUCACUUAACCUUAAUACCAUACGAUAAGCCAGGAGCCCAUGUACGAACAAGCAGAUCAAUGCGCUAAUGCGUCGACUUCCCCUUUGGGAAGUUUGAAGUUUCAAGAACACAAUUUUUCUAAGUGACUCUGUAUAUAAAUAAAGGAAGAACUAAAG